Molecule: messenger RNA, 1101 nt
Organism: Cercopithifilaria johnstoni
Lineage: Eukaryota; Metazoa; Nematoda; Chromadorea; Rhabditida; Onchocercidae
Source: the annotation of a GenBank genome assembly
AUGUUCCCGUUGAAUGCUGCUGCAUUUGCAGCCGCUCAUGCGGCUGCUACCACUUCCGGAUCAACAUUUGGAACAACAGCAGUAAUUACUGGAUUAUCAGGGUCAAACUCUACUAAUUCAUUGAGGACAUCACAAUUUCUAGCUACAACUGCUAUUGGUACUACUAGUACUACUAUUGCCACUCCUACAACUGCUAGUUUCAUCAGCAAUAAAUAUGAAUUAUUAAAGCCAAAUAUAUUUGAUGGUACAGGAGUAGGUAACUGUCACAACUAUCCUUCAUCAUCUUGGACCGAUCAUUUACCAUUGCUCGGCGGAUACCAUUGUGCCUCACCAGCAUUUGAUACAUCAUAUUCCUCUUCGUGCACCACAUCUUAUCCAUUCUAUGAUCAGAGUGCAUUUAACACACACCAACCUUAUCUUACAUCAUCUGCUGCUCCAUUUGGGUUUGAGAUAAUCAAUGCACCAAUUGGUGGUUGUGCUCAGGUUGGGAAGAAUUUAGAGCCACCGCUACUGCCUACUUCGUCACAUUAUAAUAAAUCUGAAAAUGAGGAGGAUAUUAACGAUUCCAGUGUUAUCAGUAAAGGAACAAGCGAAGAUAUUACCGAUGUUCUCAACGAAAAUGAAACAUUUAAUGAAGAUGAAGGAGAAAAGGGUAAAAAGAAACGGCGCAAACGACGGGUAUUGUUCACGAAAUUGCAAACUUUUGAACUUGAAAGGAGAUUUCGCACGCAAAGGUAUCUUUCGGCACCUGAACGUGAACAACUUGCCACGCAAAUCCAUUUAACACCUACACAAGUGAAAAUUUGGUUCCAAAAUCACAGGUACAAAACAAAGAAAACUUGUCAGGAUAAGGGAUUAAAUGGUUGUUUGGCGCAGAGUAAUAUGUCAAUGCCAACUGUUAAUUUCUCACAAUCAAAACGCAUUCCGGUGCAAAUGUUGGUACAUGAUGGAAAACCAUGUCCUGCAGAUUUUGUUACCGGUACUUAUCCUGCAUCAAAUACACUUUCUGGUUCAUGUACACCCAAUGGAAAUUAUUUUACAUCAACCAGUUCUAUUUUGCCUUCCAAUUCACAUUACUAUAUGCCAAAUGGAUGGGCUUAG